Molecule: messenger RNA, 1553 nt
Organism: Triticum aestivum (bread wheat)
Lineage: Eukaryota; Viridiplantae; Streptophyta; Magnoliopsida; Poales; Poaceae
Exons: 7
Coding region: 233-1489 (418 amino acids)
Source: RefSeq, a predicted model, not a curated record
CGUUAAAAAAACGCGGGCUGUUCCUCACGUCCCGCGGCGGAAGGGGAUAAAGGCGCGAAAAUUCUAGAGAAAGCGCGAGAUGGCGGCACACACGAACAGGAGCUAAGGUCGCAGAUUUGUCUCAGCACUUCGUUUCCCCUUUUCUAUCAGGAGCAAGAGAAACCAAAAGGCUGCAGAUCGCAAGCAAAGAACAAGAGAAUGGAGGGGGAUUUGAUCCAUAUCAAAAUGCAUCAUGGGGGUACAUUUUCAAUGGAAGGACCACUUACUUAUGAUGGUGGCGAAGUGUAUUUUUCGAGACUGUGACAGUGAGCGUACAUCGUAUUUUCGUCUAGUUCGCAUGGCUAAAGACGUAGGUUUCAAGGAUGGUGAUGAGUUAUAUUAUACAGUCCCUGGCUGUAGUCUUGACGAAGGAAUUGAUUUAAUUCAUGAUGACAAUUCUGUCAUUAAGAUGUUGAACUUUGCAAAGAAACACAACUUUGCAGACAUCUAUCUUAAACAUAAAGACCAUGAAAAUAUGUCUGCUGAUCCAAGAUCUGGUCUGCGCACUAAUGAGAAACUUCCAGCUGAGAAAACCAAGUCAAAGGAGGCUAAAUUGACAUCGAAAAAGAGAGACAAGAGAACAUGGACAGCGGAGGAGGAGCGGUUGCUUAUUGACAUUCUACAUAACAUGAAUGAUUCUUCUUGGAAAGUAGAUACUGGCCACAAGUCUGGAUAUCUGACCUACAUUGAGAAGGAAAUGGCUAAAGUGCUGCCACAUGCUGAUCUUAAAGCAGAUCCACAUAUCAGGUCUAAAGUUAAGAUUUUGAAGAAGCAACUUUCAUAUGUUCUGGAAAUUAUGCAAAAUGGUAGUGGGUUUGGAUGGGAUGAUGAGAAGAAGAUGGUAACUGGAGAUAGGGAGACGUAUAUGGGCUGGGCAAAGUCUCGUGAGGGAGCAGGUCCUUUGUACAUGAAGCCUAUGGUUAACUUUGACAAGCUAUGUGAGGUAUAUGCUACUGAUUUAGCUAAAGGAGGGAGUGCUAAAGGUCCGGGUGAAGAAGAAAUAGUAGAAGAUGGAUCAAUAGUAGAUGCACAACCUACCAGCAAACCAGCCAAGGAGAAUCUUCCUGAAUUAAAUGAUACAAGCCCAUCCGGUGGUUCUAGGCAUGGUCGUAAGAGAACAUACCCUGAUGAUGAAGCACUUGAGUCAGGUCUUGCAAGUGUGUCGAAUACAAUUGCAAAGUUCUUGGAAGCUGAGCAGGAGAAUGCUAAAACCAUGAAUGGUUUACAGAGGGCAUUUAUGCAUGAAUCGCAUGUUCAUGAGCAAACAUCAGCCAAUAGAACCAAGUUACUUGAUAUUCUCCAGAAUCUUAAGGGUCUCACAACCGAAGAGGUUGUAAUGGCUAUCCGUGUCAUUGGUGGUGAUGCUGGAAAGACAGAACUUUUCAUCAAUUUGCGUGAUGAUUACAAAGUGGUGUUUGUUCGUCAGGAGCUUGACGCGGCCAAAAAAUAAUUGAAUAUUCAGAUCUACAAUUCUGGAUUCUUAGUUUCAUUUUUUAGCUUAGGACUACUCGUUU